GGUUUUCGGUAACGCAGUUUUUCAAAAUCUCUCAUUUUCGUCCCUUCGAGCCAAAUCAAUGGCAAAAAAUUAGCUUUUAGAAUUCCCCAAGAACAAAAACAAAAAAUGUCCGAGAGAAAUUAGGGAAAAACAAAACAAAUAAAAUCUGGGUGUAGGGGAGAGAGAGCUCGUGCUCGUGAUUUUGAUAUCUAUCUCUUCGUUAUCGAUUUUGAACAUCCACAUUGUUCUUAGAUCUGAAGAAAAAAAACACGGGUUCUGUUAUUACGAUUUGCUCGGCGAUUUUGACACCAGGCUUUCAAUUCUUUUCGUUGGAGGUGAUUCGAUUUCAGAUCCAUCGGAUCUAAUCUCGGCGAGUCGAUUCGUGGUCGACAUUUUUCAAAAACUGCUCGCGUGGAUCUGAAGAAGAGACAUUGUUGUCUUUUGUAUAUCGGCACUGAAUUUUUCUGGGAAUCUGUGUAAAGAUGGAUCCAAUAUCAGCGGUUAGCGAAGAGCUGGCUGAGAUCGAAGGACAAAUCAAUGACAUCUUCCGUGCUUUAUCAAAUGGAUUCCAGAAGCUGGAGAAGAUCAAAGAUGCUAAUAGGCAGAGUAGGCAGCUGGAAGAACUCACUGACAAAAUGCGUGACUGUAAGAGCCUUAUUAAAGAUUUCGAUAGGGAAAUCAAAAGCUUGGAAAGCGGUAAUGAUGCCAGCACUAACCGGAUGUUGAACGAUAGACGACAAUCUAUGGUUAAGGAACUCAACUCAUAUGUUGCUCUUAAGAAGAAAUACUCAUCAAACCUAGCAAGCAAUAACAAGCGAGUAGAUCUUUUCGAUGGACCUGGAGAAGAACACAUGGAAGAAAAUGUCUUAUUAGCUUCAAACAUGUCCAAUCAAGAGUUAAUGGAUAAAGGAAACUCAAUGAUGGAUGACACAGAUCAAGCUAUUGAGAGAGGGAAAAAGAUUGUACAAGAAACUAUAAAUGUGGGAACAGAUACUUCAGCAGCUCUCAAGGCUCAGACCGAGCAAAUGAGUAGAGUUGUCAAUGAGCUCGAUUCUAUUCAUUUCUCACUCAAGAAAGCCUCCAAGCUGGUCAAGGAAAUUGGUAGGCAGGUUGCCACUGACAAAUGUAUUAUGGCAUUUCUUUUCCUUAUCGUCAUUGGUGUCAUAGCAAUCAUCAUCGUCAAGAUUGUGAACCCAAACAACAAAGACAUUCGCGACAUACCGGGUGUGGGCCUAGCUCCACCAGCCAUGAACAGACGUCUGCUCUGGAACCAUUACUGAAAAAAAAAUAUCUCAUUUUCACACCAUUCAAAAUACUGGUACGUUGCACACUUUUUUGUCCCAUACACAUCUUGAUCCUCCCCUUAGUCAUGUUGUUGUAGAUGAAACCGCCUCACUUGAGAAAGUAACCAGUUUCGAUUCACAUGGCUCUUGGCUGCUGCACAUUUGAGCAGUCACAGGAAUCAAAUUCCCUUUCGUUAAAAACCCAGGAUCAAAACCAUCUUUUUUAGCUCAUGUGUUUGUAUAAGGAUGACUCUUUUGUGUUCUAUCAUAUGUACGUGUAUUUUUAAAACGUCUUCUCUGUUUCAUGUUCUGGUAAUAAAAACUUGUUUCACUGGUUCAAAGUUGUAACUGAGUUGUAUCAUAUCCGAUAUAUAUUAGUAUAUGACUUCACUCUCAUUAUCAGCGAAAAAAAUUACGGUAAACAGACCAAAAAGU
Molecule: messenger RNA, 1697 nt
Organism: Arabidopsis thaliana (thale cress)
Lineage: Eukaryota; Viridiplantae; Streptophyta; Magnoliopsida; Brassicales; Brassicaceae
Gene: NPSN11
Product: Putative plant snare 11
Exons: 9
Coding region: 462-1259 (265 amino acids)
Cellular component (GO): SNARE complex; membrane; cytoplasm
Molecular function (GO): SNAP receptor activity
Source: RefSeq, marked reviewed